This is a messenger RNA of Caenorhabditis briggsae, 1353 nucleotides long. It is a transcript of the gene Cbr-npr-13, whose product is annotated as Protein CBR-NPR-13. The coding region runs from base 1 to 1353 and encodes 450 amino acids. The record is from RefSeq and is a predicted model, not a curated record. Gene Ontology annotation, molecular function: neuropeptide Y receptor activity; neuropeptide binding. Gene Ontology annotation, cellular component: plasma membrane; neuron projection. The transcript is spliced from 11 exons. Gene Ontology annotation, biological process: G protein-coupled receptor signaling pathway. Lineage: Eukaryota; Metazoa; Nematoda; Chromadorea; Rhabditida; Rhabditidae.
AUGGAUGUGAUUGAGGAACACACGUGUAUCGAUGUCAAUGCCAUCCUUAAGCAGUUUCAUGAUUGGACGGUACUUCUCGAAGUUCGGCUCGCUUACUCUUCUCUAUACACCUUCAUCUUUGUUACCGGAGUAAUUGGAAAUGGUCUUCUGAUAUCAUCGAUUCUGCUCAGAAAAAAGUUAUCAGUUGCCAACAUAUUUCUUAUCAAUUUGGCAGUAUCUGAUUUGCUCCUAUGCAUCACCGCCGUACCGAUCACUCCAGUGUUGGCGUUUAUGAAACGAUGGAUGUUCGGAAUAUUCAUGUGCAAAUUGGUUCCCGCUUGUCAAGCAUUUUCGGUGCUCAUUUCAUCCUGGUCUUUGUGCUACAUUGCAAUUGACCGAUAUAGAAGUAUAGUGACGCCAUUGAGGGAACCAUGGUCCGAUAGGCAUGCGAGGUGGCUUCUGAUAUUCACUUGGGUCGUAGCAUUCCUGGCCAGUUAUCCACUUUACUACUCACAAAAUUUGAAAACUAUGGUUAUCGAAAAUGUUACUCUUUGUGGAGAUUUCUGUGGUGAAUUCAACUGGCAAUCCGACGAGCUAUCGAAACUAAUCUAUACAACAAGUUUACUCAUUAUUCAGCUGAUAAUUCCAGCCAUUAUCAUGUCAUUUUGCUAUUGGAAAAUCUUACAAAAGGUGCGUACGGACUGGCUGGUCGACGAAGGAUCCAUGCUUACUGCGGCGCAACAGGCUCAAACAGCAGUUCGAAAGCGACGAGUGAUGUACGUGUUGAUUCUGAUGGUCAUCGUAUUCAUGGCAUGCUGGUUCCCAUUAUCCGUAGUCAACUUGUUCCGUGAUCUCGGAAUGCGAUUCGGUAUUUUUCAAAGUGCCUAUAAGAUUCUGGUGAUGGAUCAAAUGUAUUUCAAACUGCUGAAUGUCCACGUAAUAGCAAUGACAUCAAUUGUAUGGAAUCCGGUGCUCUAUUUCUGGAUGAGCAAGCGACAUCGGCGAGCACUAAAAGACGACAUGACGUGGCUAACCAACGCCCGUCGUCAUACCAAUGUAGGCGUUCUAUCUCGCUUCACACCUUCUCCAUCAGUCUCCGUAGUUUACCGACGAACUUUGGAGCGACAUCUCGGCGUCAAUCAUUUCCGUCGUGGCACACUUGCUGAUCCGACAUGCACAUCACGAGAAAGAAGUCUUCCGAGGGAACUUCAAUCAAACUGUUUCCUUCUUGUUCCUCUCAUGCCAUUAUGUCAGUCGGUGACCAGAAAAAACAGUCAUCUGGCAAUCAACAGAGAUGGAAUCGUAAUCCCUCAAGCCAACGGUUCAAGUCGUCGUCCAAGCAGUGUGAAUACCAAUCCGACCCGCGACUGGUGA